This is a messenger RNA of Pecten maximus, 1158 nucleotides long. RefSeq lists its product as uncharacterized. The transcript has 4 exons. The record is from RefSeq and is a predicted model, not a curated record. Bases 55 to 1158 code for a protein of 367 amino acids. Lineage: Eukaryota; Metazoa; Mollusca; Bivalvia; Pectinida; Pectinidae.
GCUUAUGGUGCAAUAGCUGCCAAAACGAAAGUGAAGCGCUGUGCACCUGAAAGGAUGGAAUCUUCAAGCAAACAAUCUGAUGACGGGAUGGAAGAGCAAAACCAAAAAUCUGAUGACAGGAUGGGAGACACUGACCAAAAAUCUGAUGAAGGAAAUGUCUGUAUGGGAGAUACAAGGGCCAAUUGUCAGAAUCAACUCUCAAGUGAUAUGGCUGUUUCCAAUGAUCCAGAAAUGCUCCCCUCAACAUCAUCCAGAGAAAUUUCAUCUAUACAAAGUAUUUCAGUGGAUAUCUUACAGGAAGAUGACCCACAAGAGGUCACUAGUUCUUUUGGAGAUCCCAUACAUCAAACCAGCAAUACAGCUACUGUUGGAAGUACAUCUUCAUGUAAAACCAUGGCCAGUAAUGCGUCUUUUAGUGAAUUAUGGCCUAUUGUAUGGCUAGCGAUGUGUAUUGUUGUCUUGGUUAUUAAAAUACUUCAAAACAAUUUUCAUCCAGCUCCUUAUGAUCGUGAUUUACAAGAUCCCUGGAGAAGGUGCGCAACUAUGGCUGAUAGUACCACAAGUCAUCAAAAUCUAUCCCCUGUGGACCCGCCAUUACUGGAAUUACCUCGAACUGACUUCAUAAUACAGGAGCAGGGCAUCAGACGAGGAGCUGAUGUCCAGUUCACCAAUGAUACAAUGAGACCUGAGGCUCGGCAAGGUUCAGAUGAGGAAGAUCAAUCACUCCUAGAAAUCUCCCAGCAAACUUCUGUGAAUGGAACAAACAAUGAGGAAAGCUACAUGGAUAGCAUGUUUAGGCAAGAAAGAAGUCAUUCUCAGAUUAAUCAUCAGGAUGUCAUCCGUAUCAGCAGUAAUAAUUGGAUGACCAGGUCGACUGACAUGUGCCCAGAUAUUAAUGAAACAACAUCAUCAGAGGGUGAGGAACUCCAGUCAAACAUUACAACCCGACCACCUGAAAACCGACCUCAAGGUAUUCCUCAUGGAGGAUGGGUAUACAUGUACUUACAUAAUACCUGCAGCUUGGACCAGUUCCUUAAUGCACUGUACCAGGUAUGCCGGUUCACACCAAUCCGAAAUCAGCUAGAGGACUUAGCACACAUAUUCCCUGAGGCAUACGAAAAACAUAAUAAUGGCAAUAUAAUGGAGGCUUUUGAUUGA